CAGGUCUGUACUCAUAACCAGUUGAACAAUGAAGCUGCGUUUAUUCCUGCUGAUCUCUGCUCUGACGAUAUUCUUUCAAGGACAAAUUCAAGCUCAAACUCAAGGACAACUCGUGACGGGGCUACGUACACGCCUCGUCCCAGUUCUGGAAAAUGGCCAGAUUCGGGUAGUGAAAUUUCUCGAAAUGGCAAGAACUGACAGAGAGAUGGUGAAGGAGCAAUUCAGUAGAAGACAAAUGAAUCUGGCAAAACCACUAAAGAGUGGCGCUAGGGCCCAAACCGAUUUGCCUAAUUGGCCAAGCAGUUAAUCAGUCAAAUGUUUGUUGUUUAAAAUGAAUUUUUGUUCGAAAUAAAAAGU
Messenger RNA from Drosophila guanche, 357 nucleotides. RefSeq lists its product as uncharacterized. Lineage: Eukaryota; Metazoa; Arthropoda; Insecta; Diptera; Drosophilidae. Bases 29 to 307 code for a protein of 92 amino acids. The transcript has a single exon. The record is from RefSeq and is a predicted model, not a curated record.